CCCCUCGCAAUCAUUGGUUUGGCAGCCAAAUACGCUCAAGGAAUGACAGAUGUCAACCGAUUCUGGGACUUUCUUCUGGAAGCUCGAGAGGCAACGACGAGCUAUCCAAAAGACAGACUGAACCACGAGGGAUUUUAUCACCCAGAUCCCGAACAUGCUGGAACGACCCACACUCGACAGGCACAGUUUCUCUCUGAGAAUCCCAAUGCCUUCGAUGCUGCCUUCUUCUCGAUCAGCAAGACCGAGGCUGAAAGUCUUGAUCCACAGCAACGGCUCGUUAUGGAAAAUGUCUAUCACGCCCUUGAGAAUGCCGGGCUCCCGAUGAGCAAGUUCGUAUCGUCCAACACUUCUGUCUUUGCGGCUGGCUUUAACCAUGAUCAUCGUGAUCGACUGAGCACCGAUCCAGACAUAGCCUUAAAACAUCAGCCCACAGGGGCUGAGAGCUCCAUGAUCUCAGGUCGAGUGAGCUGGUUCUAUGACUUCAAGGGCCCCAGCCUGACCAUAGAGACUGCGUGCUCCAGCUCGAUGGUCGCUUUCCACUUGGCUGCCCAAAGUCUACACGCUGGAGAGAGUGAUAUGGCAAUUGUCAGCGGGGCAAAUGUGUGCAGCUCAUUCCAUCAUAUCCUUAGCAUGGGAUACUCGGGAUUCUUCAGUGCGGAAGGGAGGUGUUUUACAUUCGACCAUCGAGCUAAUGGAUAUUCCCGGGGCGAAGGCGUAGGAACCGUCAUCCUGAAGGAUCUGGAAAAGGCACUUGGCGAUGGUGAUACCAUUCGCGCCGUGGUUCUCUCCACAGCCCUGGAUCAUGAUGGCCGAACCCCAGGUCUCACUCGCCCUAGUGGGAACGCCCAGGUGCUUCUGAUUCAGAAUGCAUACCGCUCCUGUGGUCUAGACCCCAGGGAAACUUCUUUCGUUGAGGCGCACGGGGCAGGUACGCCUGUUGGGGAUCCAAUUGAGGUUGAGUCUCUGGCGAAGGCUUUUCAAAGUGCCAAGCGAGACCAACCUCUCUAUGUUGGCGCUGUGAAGUCCAAUAUUGGUCACUUGGAGGGUAGCUCUGGGCUUGCGGGUAUCAUAAAAGCUGUCCUGGUUCUGGAAGCUGGUCUCAUUCCUCCGAAUGUCAACUUCGAGAAAGUGAAUCCCCGAAUAAAUAACGACGAGUGGAAUAUCCGCUUUCCACUCAAAGUCACACCAUGGCCGAGAACUGGGCCACGACGGGCUUCUGUCAACUGUUUCGGUAUUAGCGGCACGAAUGGUCACUGCAUAAUGGAGGAUGCUCACAGUUACCUCAAGCGAAAAGGUUUGGUGGGGCGCCAUAACACCCGAUUAGUCGUUUCUCCUUCCAAUGGGCUUGAGCAGAAGAGGGGCGAAGAUGGGCCACCAAACCGUUUAGACACGAAAAGCCAGCGAGAAAACGAUCUGACCGUGAAAUUGCUCCUAUUUUCUGGCUUUGAUGAAGGUGCCCCUCGUCGUGCUGCUGAACAACUAUUGUCCUAUCUGGAAGCCAGGCAAGAAGUCAGCGAUAGUUCAUUGUUGGAUAUCGCGUACACGCUUUCUGAGCGGCGUUCUCGACUUCGCUGGAAUAGUUAUAUACUAGCUACAUCAUGCGAAGACUUGAGGAUGCAGCUCGCGACUGGACGAGGCCUCUCACAGUCUCAAUACGGCCAGAAGCCACCUCGAGUGGGGUUCGUAUUCACCGGACAGGGCACGCAGGAUCCUCGGAUGCCUCAACAAAUGCUCCGGUAUCCUGUAUUCCAGCAGUCACUCGCGGCUGCAUCAGCAUAUUUACAACGAAAAGGUUGCCCAGCUCCGAUGAUAGAGUCAAUAUGCGGCGCGAGUGAGUGUCCAAACAUCAAUCUCGCUGAGAUUUCACACAUUUCAUACACUGUAAUACAAGUUGCAUUGGUGGAUCUGCUAGCAAGCUGGGGCAUUCAGCCUGAUCGAGUAGUGGGUCAUUCAUCUGGUGAGAUUGCAGCAGCCUACUGUGCAGGAAAAAUCCCUCGGGAAGCGGCGUGGGAUGCUGCUUACCAUCGCGGACGCUUGACUAUGCAGAUUCUGGGUAAACCAAAGGGAGCAAUGUUAGCCGUUGGCCUUGACAGUGCUACCCUACUCGCGCACGUGGAGAAGAUUCGUCGCAUGGUACCCGGGGAACUUGUUAUCGCAUGCUACAACAGUCCCAGAAAUAACACGGUCUCAGGGGAUGAGAACCUGGUGUUGGCAUUGGAGGAGAGAUUGAGCACGGAAUCGGUUUUCAUGCGUCGUCUCAGAGCUCCGAACGCCUACCAUUCUCCCCGCAUGAAAGACAUUGCGGAUGAGUAUGAGGCUGCCCUAGACAAUGUGUCCAGGGAGGCAGACUAUAACUAUAGGACACCUGGGGAUCUCACCAUUCGCAUGUUCUCGAGCAGCACUGGCAAGGAGGUUUUGAAACCCCUACUGGACAAAACUUACUGGGUCAACAGCCUAGUUUCCACUGUUGACUUUGCUGGGGCAUUGGAACGUAUGUGCUUUGAUGAUGGCCACGGCACAGUCGACUAUCUGAUUGAGAUUGGGCCUCAUGGUGCCCUUCAGAGCGCAAUCAAAGACACUCUAGCUGACGAGGGUUCCAUCUCCUAUCGAAUGAUACUUAACCGCAUGGACUCCUCAACAAGAACAAUACUGAACACCGUCGGUCAUCUUGUCGCUGGGGGUGCAAAUGUCAAUUUGUCUGAAGUGAACAGCUGCUUCCAGUCGGGUUCCAGGAGCCCUGUAUUGGCGGUUGACCUGCCUCAGUACCCCUUCAAUCACUCUGAGAAAAGUCUCUAUGAGAGCCGCUUGACUCGAGCGCUGAGGUUCAGGAAGUUCCCGCGACAUGAGCUACUCGGCGCUCCGAUUCCAGAUUCAAACUGCUUGCACCAAAGUUGGAAGCACUACCUGCGAGUGAGCGAAAAUCCGUGGUUACGGGAUCAUAUGAUUUCGGGAAAGAUCGUCUUUCCUGGUGCCGGAUAUCUCGUGAUGGCCAUAGAGGCCUUCCGACAAGUGUGGGAUGGGACCACUCAGGCCGGGUUUCGUAUUCGAGAUGUGAAUCUGAAGGCGAUUCUGAUCGUUCCUGUUGAUAACUACGGCAUUGAAACAUGUUUCUCCAUGUGCCCGGCGGAAGAGUCGAAUUUGUCAAAUUCAACAGUGUGGAAUCGGUUCUCAGUGAGCUCAUACAGUUUUGAUCUUGAUGAAUGGACUGAGCACUGCACUGGGUUUAUCGCCGGAGACGUUGCUCUCUCUCCCAACCCCGUCACCAAUGGGCGCGAAGAUGCGAUCGACCGCAAAGCCUGGAUUAAAACUGAAGACCAAGCAUCUGCUUGUCAGACAUCGAUGGAGUAUGAUAGGGUUUAUGACAAUCUUGACUCUGUCGGCUUUCGGCUUGGUUCCUCAUUCCGAAAUCUCUCGUCUGUGAAGACGGGAGGAAUCAAAGGGGGCGUUAUGUCCGGCAAAAUCACCAUUCCUGAUGUUGCAGCGGCUAUGCCUAAGAGAUUUGCUCGUCCACAUCUCAUACACCCGAUUACACUUGACAAUGCUUUGCAAGCGGGGUUCGCUGCGAUCUGCGAUCUCACCGGCACUAUCACUUUCAGAAACAGCCUUGUCCCUAAUUUCAUAAAACGCGUUUGGGUAUCAGCAAAAGUCCAAAAUCAAAGCAGUCUCAGUUGCUAUGCAAAAGCAUGUCAUUUUGCGCAUGACGCCUAUUCUAUUGAUACACGUGCGUGGAGUGCUUCAAGCGCUGGUGGAGUCCUGUCUUUCAGUGGUGUUCGUUUCUCCCCUCUCCAGACUCAGGCUGCCGGGCGAAUUGACAAUCAAAUUUGUUGUUCCAUGCAAUGGAGCAACGAUGCCAAUUUUAUUUCCACUUCAUCCAUCAAUACACUGGAAGAUGAACAAACUGAAUAUGACGCAGAGCGGGUAUGGUUUAUUGAGCUGCAAUUAGCGGCUGCACUGUUGGCGAGCAAAGCAUUGUCUGAGUUGGAGGGGUAUCACUUUCCAGCCACGGCCUCACAGCACCAUAUCAGAUGUUAUGCAUACCUGAGAAAACUGGCUCAAGACGUAGCUAAGGGGUUGCUCCCCGAGGUGAGCUCGGAUGAGUGGCAAAAGUUUUCACAGAACCACGAGAUGAGCAGGGCCCUACUUGUACGUGUCGCUACGCGUGACAUCACCGGGGAACUUCUGUUUCGCAUAGGCACGCAGCUGGGAUCAAUUCUCAAACAGGAAUCCGAUCCUCUGUACCUCAUGUUUGGACAAGAUGACCUCAUGACCAAGUACUAUGACUCGGUCAUGGAGACCGGCCCCUUCCCGACUCGCUUCGCUCAGCUUAUGUCCACGUUUCAUCAUACCUACUCUGAUAUGAAGGUCCUUGAAAUUGGCGCUGGCACCGGCAGUCUCACCAAUCUAAUCUUGCGUCUUUUGUGCCCCGUGGGAGAGCAUAGGGAGUUCUGCAAUAACUGUGUCGCGGAGUACGAUUAUACCGAUCUGUCAUCCAACUUUUUUGAGAGGGCCAAGUCUCGCUUCGCAGCCUUGGGACACAUACUCCAAUACAAAGUAUUGGAUAUUAGCGUGGAUCCUAUCACACAAGGAUUUGCGCGAGAAUCGUACGACAUGGUUAUUGCUAGCAACGUUCUUCACGCCACACCGGAUAUCCUCCAGACUAUGAAACAUGCUCGGUCGUUGCUGAAACCUGGCGGCAGGAUGAUUACUCUGGAGGGUGCGCGUCAGGACACCGCGUAUAUUAAUAUAAUUUUCAGCACAUUGGCUGGAUGGUGGUCAGCAACGGAACUAUUCCGGCAAUGGUGUCCCUACGUUCCAGCCGACAAGUGGGAGAAAGUGAUUUCCCAAUCGGGAUUUUCAGGUGUGGAUAUCGAGAUCCCUAGCUCUCAGUACCCAGAAUUCAACCAACUCAAUCUCAUGGUAUCGACGGCAGUUGUACCAGUACCUGCCAGUGAUCGUGUGGUUGUGAUUGUAAUCGCAGAGAAUCAGGACGAAAAUCUUGCUCGAGCUCUGCAAGCACGGCUCAUGAGCACAGGGGUUGAGCAUUGUUCUAUCGAGCGCCUCCAAUCCCUAGAUAGCAAAUCUUUGCGGGACGUUGUUUGCAUUUCCCUUUUGGAGCUCCAUUGCCUACUAUUGUAUGACAUGGAUGAAGCCAACUUCGACCGCGUCAAGCACUUAUUGACCACCUGCAACCGCAUUCAAUGGAUCACUGGCUGUGAAGACCCGAGACAGACUCUGGCGGUUGGUCUUAUUCGCACGGUCCGAAUAGAACGUGCUGCAAACAAUCUGAAUUUAGUGACUGUGGCGGUCGACUUUGCAACAAGUUCGGCAGAAGACGUGAUUAACGGGGUCGCGCGGAUCUUCUCGCAUCAGUUUCUACAUGGUAACUGCAUGGGGAGCUACCAUCAAAACGCAGAGUAUCUACUUCAUGGCCCCCAGAUUCAGACAGCCCGGAUCGUCGAGAACGACGAGGCAACGCAUUCGAUAAACGCUCAGUGGAAAGACCCGGAAAUUGAAUCCACAGGGUGGAAUUCGUUGCAACGGCCGGUAAGGCUUCAGAUUGGACGGCCAGGAGCACUUGACAGUUUACACUGGGUGUCAGACACAGAUGUGUCACGUCCGCUGGGGCCAACGGAAGUUGAGACCCGCGUGUGUGGGGCGGGGUUGAACUUCAGGGACCUACUCGUAGUGAUGGGAGAGCUUCCGGAAGUGACCAUUGGUGUUGAAGCUGCUGGUAUCGUGACCCGAGUAGGGUCAGCCGUUAGAGGGCAGCUACAGGUUGGAGAUCGAGUAGCAUAUCUCAACUACGGGUCUAACUCUGGUGCAUUAAGAACAUUGGGACGAACUGAGCAGGACCUCGCGGUACGUGUCCCAGCAGCCUUGCGCAUUGAAGAGGCCGCUAGUAUGCCAGUCAUAUGGACCACGGUUCUGUAUGCCUUGAAGAAGGUUGCCCAGUUGCGGCCUGGUGAGUCAAUUCUGAUCCAUGCGGCUGCUGGUGGAGUCGGACAGGCGGCGAUACAGUACUCUCAGAUGGUUGGAGCUGAGAUCUUCGCCACUGUGUCAACAGUCGAGAAGAAGACGCUCCUGGUUAGCAAGUACGGGAUUCCGGCUGACCACAUCUUCUUCACCCGAGACCUAGCUUUUGUAACUGAGAUCCGCCAGCUGGCACCAGAAGGGGUGGAUGUUAUCCUAAACUCACUAUCUGGGGAGGCUUUGCACGAGUCCUGGGGCUGCCUUGCGCCGUUGGGGCGCUUUAUCGAAGUUGGCAAGCGGGAUAUCCAAGCCGGUGGAAAGCUAGACAUGGGCCCCUUCUCCAACAACAAAAUGUUUAUUGGAGUAGAUGCGCUUAAGCUGGCAAAGCAUUGCCCCAGAAUUGUGAGCGAUCUUUUACAAGAGCUCAUGCAACUGUGGCAGGAUGGAAAAAUCCAUCCACCAGAGCCGGUGACGUUCGUGCCAUACGGGCAGAUACAACCCGCCUUACGAUCUCUUCAGACGGGCCAGAAUAUGGGCAAGAUCGUCUGCGUUCCGCAGCAGACUGACAAGAUUCCUUGUGCUCCUGACCCCCCCGCGGCGUAUUCUCUUGACCCGAAUGCUGCCUACAUCCUGGCGGGUGGAAUGGGGGGAAUCGGCUGUAGUAUCGCCCAUUGGAUGGUUAUGCGAGGAGCGAGGCAUUUAAUCUUCCUCAGCCGGACCCCUCAACUGCACACCGCCAGGCAGGCCACGGUAUCCACCUUGGAGGCCAAGGGCUGCCGGGUCCAGGUGAUCUGCUGUGAUAUCUCGAACGCCGAGAGAACCAAGACCGUUCUCCGAGACAUCCGAGGUCCAAACGGUGCUUCGAUCCGGGGAUGCAUAAUCUGCGCACUGGCGUUGGCGGACAGUGCGCUCGAGAAAAUGAGCCACCGCCAAUGGCAGGAGCCCCUCAAAGCCAAGGUGCAGGGGUCCUGGAAUCUUCACCAACUUCUCUCAUCUGACAAUCUUCAGUUCUUCGUUAUGCUCUCUUCAAUAUCAGGCGUGGUUGGAAAUCGCGGUCAAGCAAACUACAACGCCGGAAACACCUUUCAAGAUGCACUAGCCCGGCUACGUGUGUCUCAGGGUCUCCCAGGCGUGAGUAUUGACCUCGGCGCCGUCGACUCGGUGGGAUUCUAUGCCGAACAUCGAGAGUCUCUCCGUCACAGCUUCAGAGCUGUUACCGUGCAUCGCGAGGAUCAGAUGUUGGCCAUCAUUGACCACGCACUGGACCCACGGUUGGAGCGAACUCCGGCGACCUGUAAGCUCAUUUGCGGGUUAGCCACUAGAUCCGCGUACGAGCAACGUGGUAUCCCCAUUCCGCCCCAUCUGCAACAUCCAUUGUUCAUGAAUCUGCGGAAUCACGUGUCCCCAGCCGGGGUGCCGACAGGCUCGAUCAAGCAACAUGAUGUGCAGACUCUACUAGCCACCGCUCAGAACGAGGAAGCUGCCAUGGAGGUGUUGUUGAUGGGGAUUCAGAAAAAGCUGUCCUCGAUACUGAGCAUUGCCGAAGACGAGAUUGACCCUUCACGCUCGGUGCGGGAGAACGGGGUGGACUCGCUCAUCGAGAUGGAAUUUCGGACCUGGGUCUCCAAGCACUUGGGGAUGACCUUAGACAAGGCUGACUUUAAUAUGAAGAGUCUACAGGAGUUGAGUGUUGAGGUGGCGAGAUUUAGC
Molecule: messenger RNA, 7680 nt
Organism: Aspergillus brunneoviolaceus CBS 621.78
Lineage: Eukaryota; Fungi; Ascomycota; Eurotiomycetes; Eurotiales; Aspergillaceae
Product: type I polyketide synthase
Exons: 6
Biological process (GO): secondary metabolite biosynthetic process; fatty acid biosynthetic process
Molecular function (GO): 3-oxoacyl-[acyl-carrier-protein] synthase activity; oxidoreductase activity; fatty acid synthase activity
Source: RefSeq, a predicted model, not a curated record